UAACAAUGGCAUUCUCAGUUUGUCUGGUGCUCUUUCUGGCCCUGCCCUUAAAGCAUGGACUUGGAUUAUUUAUCAACAGCAGCAGCAGCAACAGCAGUAACAACAGUGAACUCCUGGCCAUACUGAAUGCAACUAAUCUAUCAGUAGACUUAUUGCUCCGCAUCGAUGUGAUGACUGGAGAAAAUGCGUCGCUUACAACAACUGAGACUCCUCUUAGUCUGGAGUCCAUUAUACGAGCGGAGAUCAACAGGGAUUGGGAGCGUGGCAGGCUGGUGUUGGAUCUGGCGAGCAUGGUACGCACCGUGCAGCUGAAGCAUGCCAUAUAUGAGGCUCUAUGGCUGGAGUUGCAGCAAAUGCAGCAGAUAUACAAUCCUCUCAAGCUUCUUGAUUUCUACACUGAACUGGAGCAGUUAAGUGAUGUACCACCUCCACUGCUAGAGAAGGUAUAUCAGGCGCUGGUCCAGAGCAGUGCACAACUGCUCUCGGCACCCUUUCACGCAAGCAGCCAGUGUGCAAUCUUUCCACUAGUCACACAGUUGCUCCAGAGGCUCACCUUGAGUACCCUGGACUAUCUGAAGGACAUACUGGAGGCUCUCUUUAACGUCAUACUCGCACUGGAGUCCAAUUUGGGUGUGGUCCAACGUCUGGGCAGCUUUAGUGACAACCUCACCCAAUUAACCCAAGCCAAUCUCCAACUGCAGCAGCGCCCAGAACUCCAGCUGGAUGAGCAGGCUCACAGAGCUUUGGUGCAGAAUCUGCGCACGCUGCUGGAACAGUCCACAUUUAUUGAGGAAGUGGAAUACGCGUUGCAGCAGCAGGUCUAUGCUCAGUUACCCGAAGCUGAUCGCAUCUUGUACACCGCCCAGAAGGUCUGUUUGCGCAACGUGUCCGAUGCGUAUGGUUACAUCUACGAGUGUCCCCAAACCUAUCUGAUCUGCACCAAUGCGCACGAUCCUAGGAAGGCCUCCUACAAUUUGCAGCGUGGCCAUGGUGGACUAAACAAUAGCCUGCAAUUUGCCUUUUAUAGCUCCUACUGGAACAAUCAUUACAUCUUCCUGGAGCCGAGCAAUCAUACGGCUCCCAACGCCAUAAUAAAGAACAUUUACAGUCGGGAUGCCAUCAACUGGUGGUAUGCCGUCAUCCAAGAGGAUGGUACCAGUGUGGCUCUAUUCGAUGCAGCCACAAACAGUUCGGUUUUGUGUGGCGGAGAUCAGCAAUAUUGGGAUACCGGCGAGGAACAUGUUUAUACCCGGAAUGCUGAGGAGUUUGCCAACUAUCGCAGGGAGUGCGUCUGGAGGAUCGAAGAUUGCAGUUAUAUUGAAAAAUAAAUAUCAGCAGCAAAUCGAGCUUAUCUAUAUAAUCGAUAUAUUUCGAGAAAAUUGCAUAAUAAAAUAAUUUGUAAAUGAGAACAUUUUAAA
Messenger RNA from Drosophila grimshawi, 1418 nucleotides. RefSeq lists its product as uncharacterized. The transcript has a single exon. The coding region runs from base 6 to 1328 and encodes 440 amino acids. Lineage: Eukaryota; Metazoa; Arthropoda; Insecta; Diptera; Drosophilidae. The record is from RefSeq and is a predicted model, not a curated record.